CAGUGGGAGGAAGCACGGAAAGGGUCUUCGCGGCCUUGGAGGCUGCGGGAACAAAAGUUAAACGGCGAGAUUUAGGGGAUUUGCUCGCAAUCGAAACAAAACUCCCGCUAACUCCAUGGCAACGUACCAACCGUCUCACCGUGAACCACUGAAAAUGCCUUUCUAGGUAACCAUUAACGUGCCUCACAUGAUGGUUUUGACAUCAACGUGACAGUUUGACCAUCUGCGUAUCUGGAUUGACAAAUGGAAGGAGAUAAAGUAGGAGAGUGGAAUACAAAAGACCUUGCCAGAUUGCAGCACUAAGGUCAAACCGUUUGGAGACUGUUGGGCUCUCAAAUAACGUAGUAAGUGGGCUGAAAAAUGCCUUAACGACGAAUGUUAGAGUAACCUGCAACUUUCUUCCCUCAUUUCCCACAAAAUUCCAGCCAUGCAGAGCAUCUUUGGGCAGCAGCAACAAUAGCCUGCAGUGGGAAGCAGCUACAGAGGAUAGCAGCACAGCAACAUAGCAGCCAGACAACUAAGAAGAGCUUCUUGUUUUAUUUAAAGAGGCCAGGAGCUGGAGCUGGAGCUGGAGUUAACCAGGCCCAGGUUGCAUAGCCCACUCUGCCAAGAAGACCUGUGACUCUCAUUCUCAGCCUGCAGUUUUCCACACACAGUCUUGGUUUUGGCAGAAGACACUCAACUUUGGAAUGAACCCUUCUUGAAUUAGAGCUCAAGAUGGCGGCCUCCUGGUCGCCCUUGGUUACCCUGCGCUUAGUGCAGAGCCGGCUGAGAGGGAGAUGUGUUGGGUGCGGGGCCUGGGCUGCUGCUCUCGCCCCUCCGGCCACCGCCCCUGGAAACACCUUUUGGAAAGCCUAUACAGUCCAGACACCUGAGAUUACAUCUCCAACUGUGGCUGCAGAGUUUUAUUCAAAAGCUUUGGCUGUUUGCCAUGGACCACUGGACCAUUAUGACUUUCUGAUCAAAGCUCAUGAGCUAAAGGAUGAUGAGCAUCAAAGAAGAGUCAUACGGUGUUUGCAGAAAUUACACGAGGACCUUAAAGGAUACAGUAUAGAGGCAGGAGGCCUUUUUUCAAAGCUUUUUUCAAGGAGCAAACCUCCAAGGGGCCUGUAUGUUUAUGGAGAUGUUGGUACAGGGAAAACAAUGGUGAUGGACAUGUUUUAUGCUUAUGUGGAGAUGAAGAGGAAGAAACGGGUUCAUUUUCAUGGUUUCAUGCUAGAUGUUCAUGAAAGAAUACAUCGCCUUAAACGGAGUUUGCCAAAAAGGAAACCAGGAUUCAUGGCUAAAUCAUAUGAUCCAAUAGCUCCCAUAGCUGAAGAAAUUAGCGAAGAAGCAUGUCUCUUAUGUUUUGAUGAGUUUCAGGUCACUGACAUUGCUGAUGCCAUGAUUCUGAAACAGCUUUUUGAAAAUCUGUUCAAAAAUGGGGUCGUCGUUGUGGCAACAUCCAACAGGCCACCGGAAGAUCUCUAUAAAAAUGGACUCCAAAGAGCUAACUUCAUACCAUUCAUUGCUGUCCUAAAGAAAUACUGUAAUACGGUCCAGCUAGAUUCUGGGAUCGACUACCGGAAAAGGGAGCUUCCUGCUGCGGGAAAACUCUACUAUCUCACAAGUGAAGCUGAUGUGGAGGCUGUCAUGGAUAAGUUGUUUGAUGAGCUGGCUCAGAAACAAAAUGAUUUAACUAGACCAAGGAUUCUAAAAGUGCAAGGCAGAGAGCUGCGGCUGAAUAAAGCCUGUGGAACUGUUGCCGACUGCACAUUUGAAGAGCUGUGUGAGAGACCACUUGGAGCCAGUGACUAUCUGGAACUGUCAAAGAAUUUUGAUACAGUAUUCUUACGAAACAUUCCACAAUUUACGCUGGCAAAGAGGACACAAGCUCGAAGAUUCAUAACUCUCAUUGAUAACUUCUAUGAUUUCAAGGUGCGCGUCAUUUGCUCAGCAGCGACUCCUAUACCAAGCUUAUUUUUGCAUCAACAUCAUGACAGUGAGUUGGAGCAAAGCAGAAUACUGAUGGAUGAUUUGGGGCUGAGCCAGGACUCAGCAGAAGGACUGUCUAUGUUUACUGGAGAAGAGGAGAUCUUUGCAUUUCAGCGUACGCUUUCCCGACUCACCGAAAUGCAGACUGAGCAGUACUGGAAUGAAGGGGACAGAAGCAAGAAGUAACCAUCGUUUUUGCGUGAAUAAAACUCUGGACAAAUGAUUACGGCAGGGAGAACUCUUUUUUAUGGACUUGAAGGAAUCAUUUUUCUCAUCAUUAAUUAUACACUUUGUCCUCUGGACCAUUUUUAUCUAAAAUUACUGUCAAAGAUGGAGUGGAUUAGUAAGUUAAAGCCAUUUUUAUAGGUUUACUUUUUUGCCUAUUUAUUUGGCUUUAUUUCUGCACUACAAAAUUAAAAUCAUCACUCCUGAAGAUUAAUGUAGGACCAGACAUUUUGGCUUCAUAUUAAGCCACUUGAAUAACACACACACACAACACACACGUACACGCACACACAGUUAAACGCAGUGUCAUUCUGGACAUCUCCAAGCUUUGGCUACAUGGUAGCCGCAUGAUACAAACACUCCUUUUAUGAGGGGGGGGAACCCUACAUUUCAAUACAAAUCAAAGAAACUUUCUGAUUCUAUUAUAAACUAAAGAGACAACAUUUUCGAAUAUGGGCUUAUACAUGUGAUUUUGGGGGGCCAUAAAUUAUAUUAAGUCUCUUGGCCUUCAGGUUUUCUCACAACUGAGAGUACAUUUUUUUACCCUAAGAUCAAGCUUGGCAGGCAGGAGCAGAUCUUCAGUGGACACAGAGUUCCCUGAAAAAAUUGAGGAUUAUGACACCAGUCAAAUAAGGAGCAUGGGUAUCAUCAAAUUCUAACUGAUAGGCAGAGCCCGCAAUCCUGCCUGCCAGCAGGAGGGCAGACACCAGGGAAAGGGGCCAAUGAAAGCGAGUCAGGAGGAGACAGAGUCCUGGACACGCCAAGCAGCAGAGUGGACUCCGGUCCAUCGGAAGCCAGCAGGACCCCAGCAGACGGGGGCUCCUUCCCACCGCUCAGACACGUUCGCUCUGGCUGCAGAAUCCCAACCCCCACCCUUGCCUCUGCUUCCGUGAUGAGACGGAUUUAAUAGUAAAUAGGGAAGAACACUUGAUGAACCUACUUCAGUAAAAUCUGACUUGUCCUUCAUUGAGGUCAUUCUUUGAUUCAUUCAAGUACCACCUGACUUUGCUAACUAUUACCACAAAAGGGAUCUUAGUUGAGGCUGUUCAGAGAAUCUGAAUCCCUCUUCAAGAAAAAAAGGAAAAUGUGACAUCAAGUGUUGUGAAAAUCAAAUGUUUUUGAGGGGUAGGCACAGUUCAAAAAAAUCGUUAGGUUGUCAACAUAAGUAAGCUCUUUGAAUCUAUUGAAUUUAUAAGUGAAUAAUCUAUUCCCAUUAGUCUAUUUUGGACAUUAACCUAAGUCAAGCAGGUAGAUGCAUAGGGUACCCAAGUACAGAGAAAAGUUUAAAUCAUGGCUUCUGAAAAUUAAAUGUGGGUUUAAAAACAUUAAAAUUUUCCAAAAUUGAAGUAGAGUUGAUACAAUAUUAAUACUUUAGUUCCAAGUGUCCAGCGCGAUUCCACAAGUCUGUACAUUCUGCUGUGCUCACCACAAGUGUACCUACCAUCUGCCCCCGCACAGUGCUGUUACAGCGCUAUUGACUGUAGUCCCUAUGCUGUGCCUUUUUUUUUUUUAAGAUUUUAUUUAUUAGAGAUAGCAUGAGCUGGGGGAGGGGAGCAGAUGGAGAGGAAGGGAGAGGCAGACUCCCCACUGAGCUGGGAACCCUACGGACGACGUGGGGCUCAAUCUCAGGACUCUGGGAUCAUGACCCGAGCCAAAGGCAGAUGCUUAACAGACUGAGCCACCCAGGUGUCCCUAAAAGGCACGGUGCCUUUUAAUCCUGUGACUUCUUCAUUCCAUGACUGGUAUCUCCCACUCUGCUUCACCCGUUCUGCCCAUCCCCUCUCCCCUCUGGCAGCCAUCAGUUUGUUCUCUGUAUCUAUGGAUUUGUUUCUGCUUUUUGUUUGUUUUUCAGAUUCCACAUGUAAGUGAAAUCACAUGGUGUUUGUCCUUCUCUGACUUGUUUCACUGCAUGAUACCCUCUAGGUUCAUCCAUGUUGUCGCACACUGCACGAUCUCAUCCCCUUUUAUGGCUAAAUAUAAACAUAUCUUUAUUGAAGUGAAACAAGAGUUCAAAAGAAACACAUUUAUUGCUAGACACUUUCAUGAUCUCAGGUAAAAAAAAAAUCUAUCCUUGAGAGUAACAGAAUUGUCCCUGUUUAUAAAGAACCAAGGCUUGGAAAAGUUAAGUAGCUGGACCUGAGAUUCGCAACUACAAAACUCACGGACUAUACCACAGCACCUCUAUAAAAAAGAGAUUAUUUUAAGUAGUGAUUUUUUAAAAAUUCAGUGAAGGUGAAUUUACGACAGAACCAUUGGCUUUGAACUUUAUAAAUAUAAAAUGUGUAACUCGUU
Molecule: messenger RNA, 4491 nt
Organism: Ailuropoda melanoleuca (giant panda)
Lineage: Eukaryota; Metazoa; Chordata; Mammalia; Carnivora; Ursidae
Gene: AFG1L
Product: AFG1 like ATPase
Exons: 17
Coding region: 718-2160 (480 amino acids)
Cellular component (GO): cytoplasm; mitochondrion
Molecular function (GO): ATP binding; ATP hydrolysis activity
Source: RefSeq, a predicted model, not a curated record